Messenger RNA from Ceraceosorus guamensis, 519 nucleotides. Its product is annotated as UBC-like protein. The record is from RefSeq and is a predicted model, not a curated record. The annotation marks the transcript as partial. The transcript has a single exon. NCBI's taxonomy places the organism in Eukaryota, Fungi, Basidiomycota, Exobasidiomycetes, Ceraceosorales, Ceraceosoraceae.
AUGUCAUCCUCCUCCUCCUUCUCCUCGGCCCCCUCGGUCAACAAGAAAUCAUCGUCCAUCAAGCGCAUCCUAUCCGAAGCGCGAGAGAUGUGCAGCGAUGCGUCGACCGAGUACACUGCGGCGCCAUUGGAGGACAAUCUGUUCGAGUGGCACUUUACAUUGAGGGGAGCGCGAGGCACAGAGUUCGAGCAAGGCAUCUAUCACGGACGAAUCAUUCUUCCGGUAGAGUAUCCCUUCAGACCUCCAAGCGUCAUCCUGCUCACACCCAAUGGUCGCUGGGAGACGGGCAAAAAGAUCUGCUUGACGUUUACAGGUUUCCACGAAGAGUGUUGGGCGCCUGCUUGGGGCAUCAGAACUGCCUUGUUGGGCGUGCAAGCAUUCAUGAAUGCCAAGAAGGAGGCGGCGGUGGGUGUGGGCGCGUUGGAUGUGGAUGGUCAAGAGAGGGAGAGAAUGGCAAAGGCUUCGAGGGAUUGGACUUGUCACGUCUGCGCAAAGAAGAAUGCGGAGCUGCUGCCAGAG